Molecule: messenger RNA, 3285 nt
Organism: Notodromas monacha
Lineage: Eukaryota; Metazoa; Arthropoda; Ostracoda; Podocopida; Cyprididae
Source: the annotation of a GenBank genome assembly
AGGAUUAACUGUCGAAAUUGUGGAUUUAAGUCUAUCCGCGAAAGCCGGCUUACUGCGGUGUUAGUGGUUCUUUUGUGGAUAUUCUUCUAGAGUCAAAUCAUGACGUCUGCAACGGGAUCCCAAGUUCUUCCUAUACGAUUCCAGGAGCAUCUACAGCUCACAAGUGCUGGGAUCAACCCAAAUAAUAUAACUUUCAACAACCUGACGAUGGAGUCGGAUAAGUUCAUCUGCAUUAGAGAGAAGAUGGGAGAAACGAACCAGGUUGUCAUUUUAGACAUGGCUGAUCCAACGAACCCGACCAGGCGACCGAUUUCCGCGGAUUCUGCCAUCAUGAAUCCUGCCUCAAAAGUCAUCGCUUUGAAAGCCCAGAAGAUGCUCCAGAUAUUCAACAUCGAGAUCAAAGCUAAAAUGAAGGCACAUAACAUGACCGAGGAGGUGACAUUUUGGAAAUGGAUAUCUUUGAACUCCAUUGCUUUGGUGACAGAAAAGGCUGUUUAUCAUUGGGCCAUGGAAGGAGACUCAACGCCGCAAAAGAUGUUUGACAGGCAUCCGAGCCUGAACGGAUGUCAGAUCAUCAACUAUCGCACUGAUCAAAAACAAAAUUGGCUAUUGCUGAUUGGGAUAUCAGCGCAGCAGAACCGUGUUGUUGGUUACAUGCAGUUGUACAGCGUGGAAAGGAAAGUGAGCCAGCCGAUCGAAGGACACGCCGCAUCAUUCACACAGUUCAAGAUGGAUGGAAACCCAGAGCCAUCGACGUUGUUCUGCUUUGCCGUCCGCUCGCAAGCUGGUGGAAAGUUGCACAUCAUUGAAGUUGGACAACCGGCUGCCGGUAACCAAGCUUUUCCAAAGAAGCAGGUGGAUGUAUUUUUUCCACCGGAAGCGCUGAACGAUUUCCCGGUUGCCAUGCAAGUGAGCAGCAAGUACGAUGUCAUCUACCUAAUUACCAAGUACGGUUAUAUCCACGUGUAUGACAUCGAGAGUGGCGUUUGCAUCUACAUGAACCGUAUAUCGAGUGACACGAUCUUUGUCACCUGUCCACAUGAAUCGACCGGUGGUAUCAUUGGCGUUAAUCGCAAGGGCCAAGUUUUGUCAGUGACGAUUGAUGAGGAAAACGUGGUGCCUUACGUCACGAGUGUGCUGCAAAACCCGGACCUAGCCCUACGCAUCGCGGUGCGCAACAAUCUGGCUGGUGCAGAAGAAUUGUUCGUGCGGCGCUUCAAUUCUCUUUUUGCUGCGGGUCAGUAUGCCGAAGCAGCGAAAGUAGCGGCUUCCGCGCCGAAGGGCGUGCUGCGCACACCAGCCAUCAUUGCGCGCUUCCAAACUGUGCCCACACAACCUGGCCAGACUUCACCACAACUGCAGUACUUUUCAAUCCUUCUCGAUCAAAGCAAGCUCAACAAGUUCGAAUCCCUGGAACUCUGUCGACCUGUCCUGGGCCAGGGAAAGAAACAACUUGUGGAAAAGUGGCUAAAGGAAGAGAAGCUUGAAUGCAGCGAAGAGCUUGGUGAUCUAGUGAAGCAGUCAGACCCGACGCUAGCCCUCAGCGUUUAUCUCCGUGCCAAUGUUCCCGCCAAGGUGAUUCAGUGUUUUGCCGAGACUGGACAGUUCCAGAAGAUUGUGCUGUAUGCGAAGAAAGUGGGAUAUCAGCCGGACUAUGUGUACCUCCUGCGCAGCGUGAUGCGAACGAAUCCUGAGCAUGGUGCUUCGUUCGCUCAGAUGUUGAUCCAAGAUGACGAGCCGUUAGCUGACAUGGGUCAAAUAGUCGACGUGUUCAUGGAGUCCAACAUGAUCCAGCCAUGCACGGCAUUCUUGUUGGACGCACUGAAGAAUAAUCGACCGUCGGAAGGAGCGCUGCAAACGCGACUCUUGGAAUUGAAUCUAGUGGCUGCCCCGCAAGUUGUGGUGCAGAUUGCAACCAAGUAUCACGACCAACUCGGCACGCAGGCACUUAUUGACAUGUUUGAGUCAUUCAAGAGCUAUGAGGGAUUGUUCUACUUCCUUGGAGCCAUUGUUAACUUCAGUCAGGAGCCGGAGGUCCACUUCAAGUACAUUCAGGCCGCCUGCAAGACUGGACAGAUUAAAGAAGUGGAGCGAAUCUGCCGUGAGAGCAACUGUUACAGUCCAGAACGCGUGAAGAAUUUUUUGAAGGAGGCUAAGCUUACGGAUCAGUUGCCGUUGAUCAUUGUGUGCGACCGAUUUGACUUCGUGCACGACCUUGUCCUAUACCUGUACCGUAAUAAUCUGCAAAAGUACAUCGAAAUCUACGUACAGAAGGUGAACCCAGCACGACUGCCAAUUGUGGUGGGAGGUUUACUGGAUGUCGACUGUAGCGAGGAUGUCAUCAAGGGUCUCAUGGCUGUAGUGCGUGGCCAGUUUUCGACGGACGAACUGGUGGAAGAGGUGGAGAAGCGAAAUAGACUGAAGCUGUUGCUGCCGUGGCUCGAGGCACGCGUUGUCCAAACUGCCCUGUCGGAGACGCAAGACCCUGACGACAUUUCUGUGACUGUGAAAGCCUUCAUGUCAGCCGACCUGCCAAAUGAGCUCAUUGAAUUGUUGGAGAAGAUUGUGCUGGACUCCUCCGCCUUCUCAGACCACCGUAACCUCCAAAACUUACUCAUCUUGACUGCCAUCAAGGCGGAUCGCACACGCGUGAUGGAUUAUGUGAAUCGGCUGGAUAACUACGAUGCACCAGACAUUGCAAACAUUGCCAUCCAGUCCGAGCUUUUCGAAGAAGCUUUCGCCAUAUUCCGCAAGUUUGAAGUGAAUGCAAGCGCGAUACAGGUGCUGAUUGAGCACGUGAAAAAUCUCGACCGAGCGUACGAGUUUGCCGAACGGUGCAACGAACCAGACGUGUGGUCACAGCUGGCUCGCGCCCAGUUGGAGCAGGACAUGGUGAAGGAAGCCAUUGACUCUUACAUCAAGGCGGAUGACCCGUCAGCCUUCAUGCAAGUUGUGGAUACCGCCCACCGUACCGGACACUGGGAAGACCUGGUGCGGUACUUGCUGAUGGCUCAAAAGAAAGCCCGAGANUUGAUCAAGUUGGAUAAGCUGGAGGAAGCAGAACAGCGCCGCAUUGAGGAAGGGCCGACGAUGGACGAGAAACCGAUCUUGAUGGGCGAGCCGCAGUUGAUGCUGACGGCGGGACCGAUGGCUCUGGGGGGCGGAGGCUAUCCGCAGAAUCCGGCUGGUGGCGCUGCACCAUACCUGAAUGCUUAUGGCGCUCCUCCAAACAUGAAUGCUAUGGGUGGUGGCUACGCGGGAACAGGCGGCGUCUACGGCAUGUAG